Messenger RNA from Triticum aestivum (bread wheat), 1656 nucleotides. RefSeq names its product protein NRT1/ PTR FAMILY 2.5-like. Gene Ontology annotation, molecular function: transmembrane transporter activity. Lineage: Eukaryota; Viridiplantae; Streptophyta; Magnoliopsida; Poales; Poaceae. Bases 1 to 1656 code for a protein of 551 amino acids. The record is from RefSeq and is a predicted model, not a curated record. Gene Ontology annotation, biological process: transmembrane transport. Gene Ontology annotation, cellular component: membrane. The transcript has 4 exons.
AUGGAUAACUCCCCGAUAGCUCAGCUCAAGCCUGUCCUCGACCAAGAAUCCCAAGCGAAGCCAAAGAAAGGAGGAUGGAUCACUCUUCCCUUCAUAGCUGCGACCAUGCUGGGGCUGGGGCUGGCCGUUAACGGGACUACCAGCAACAUGCUCGUGUACCUGCUCAAGGAGUACCACGUGGACGGCGUCGAUGCCGCGCAGAUCACCAACAUCGUCCGUGGCUCCCUCAACCUGGUGCCCAUCGCCGGCGCCAUCCUCUCCGACUCCUACCUAGGCUGCUUCCCCGUCAUCCUCGCGGGAGCGGCCAUCAACCUUCUGUCUUUUGUGCUGUUCACGCUCACCGCAGCGCUGCCAUCCUUGCGGCCGCCACACUGCACAUCACUGUCGGCCAAGUGUCAGCAAGCAUCCCCGGGGCAGCUCGCCGUGUUGUACGGUGCCAUCUGCCUUCUCGCCAUUGGCGCUGGCGGGACACGUUUCAACAUCUCGACGAUGGGUGCGGACCAGUUCGAAAGCACGAGCGACAAGGACACCUUCUUCAACUGGUACAUGGUCUUCCUCUACACCUCCUUCAUGCUUGGCGACACAGCCAUCGUCUACAUCCAGGACAGCAUUUCAUGGGCCGUGGGCUUUGGUGUUUGCCUCGCCACUUCGGCGUUGGGCCUGGUCAUGCUUCUUCUGGGCGUACGUUACUACCAGAUGCCGGCAACAAAGGGCAACCCAUACACAGAGCUGGCUCGCGUCAUUGUUGCUUCCGUGCGCAAGGUUGGCAUCAAAGUCGGCGGCGUACACGGCAGUGUGCAGUACAACGUCGGUGCCGGCGCCCUUGUGGACUCGGCCGCUGACGAGGCACCAAGCAAAAACUUAAGAUUUCUGAAUCGAGCCGCCAUGAUCACUGCAAGUGACGACAGCUCCAGGUCCGGAGAUGGAUCAGGUGGUGCGUGGCGGCUGUGCACAGUGCAGCAGGUGGAGGGCCUCAAGGCCCUCCUCAGCAUCAUCCCGGUGUGGUCAUCCGGUAUACUGUUGUUCAUGUCGAUCGGCGUGAUGAUCGGCAUGAUCGUCCUGCAGGCGCUCGCUAUGGACCGCUCCGUUGGACCACACUUCAGCAUCCCGGCGGGGUCGGUCGCCGUCAGCUGUCGCGUCUCGUUCAUCUUGGCCACCCUGGUCCUGGACCGUGUUGUAUUCCCUCUUUGGCGCAGGAUCACCGGUGGCACGCCACCGACACCGCUGCAGCGCGUGGGCAUCGGCCACGUUUUAAAUGUCACUGCCAUGGUCGCUGCCGCACUGGUGGAGCGCCGGAGGCUUGCGCAACCUGGCGUGCCCAUGUCCGUGAUGUGGCUCCUGUUCCCGCUGGGCAUCGUCGGGGUCGGGGAGGCCCUGCACUUCCCUGGGAGCAUGGCUUUCUACUACCAGGAAUUUCCCAACACGCUGCGGAGCCUGGCUACGGCCAUGGCUCCGAUGCUCGUAGCGUUAGGAUUCUUCUCGAGCACCAUGUUUAUGGACGUGGUGACGCGGAUCACGGCGUGGCUGCCGGAGAACAUAGACCACGGGAGGCUGGACAACGUAUACUGGACGCUUGCGGCUUCGGGGACACUCAACCUUGCAUAUUUCCUCGCCUGCGCCAGGCGAUACAAGUACCACAACCGAGCGGCAACAUAG